GCGCGGCCGGCACGCAGGGCGCUUCAUCACCGGCGGCGCCCAGCCGGGGCUCGCUCGCCGCCGCCAGCCAUUGCCUGGCUUCAACCCCGCCGCCCGCCCGCCCGCGGGCGCCAGAGCGGCCACCGGCGGCAGCCCCGAGAGACAGACCACCGAGGGCGGCCCAGGGUGGGCGCUAGAGGGGACCGGCGCGGCUCGCUCGCGGGGCCCCGACGUGAGUUGCGCCCCGCUCGCCCGGCUCUCUGCGGGGAGGCUGGGAGGGGACUCUCGCUCGCCCGCCCGCCCUCGCCCCGCUCGGUCUUGUCCAGGCGGCGGCGAUGAAGCGCGGCCGGGCGGCCCGGGAAGAAGAAGACGAAGAGCCGGAGGAGCGAGAGCGGCGGAGGCGGCGGCGGCGGCGCAAGAGGCGGCGGCGCGAGGCGGUAGCCGAGCAGCGGCGCCGGGAGCGGCAGCUGGAGCUGGAGCGCGCCUGGCAGGAGGUGGAGGAGGCGGCCGCCGCCGCCGAGGCUGCAGAUGUCCGCGCCGCCCAGCUGUGGGAGAGGGAGGCCGAAGCGGUGGCCAGGGUCUGGGCCCUCGAGGACCAGCAGGAGGAGGAGGAGGCGGCGCGCCGGCGAAGAAGGACAGAAGCCGCCGCCGCCGCCGCGCAGGAGGAAGAGCCGCCGCCGCCGCAGCAGGAGGGCGGCGAUGGGGACGCGCCCGGGCGCUGGGGGGCCGGCUGAGCGAAAGAGAGAGAGAGAGAGCCUAAUAAAGCAGCCGUAGCAGCUCCACCACCGACCGGCGCCUGCCCACUUCCUGGCCGGGACCGGGGCGUACCUCCAGGCAAGCAGCCGGGCGGGCCCC
Molecule: messenger RNA, 834 nt
Organism: Hemicordylus capensis (graceful crag lizard)
Lineage: Eukaryota; Metazoa; Chordata; Lepidosauria; Squamata; Cordylidae
Exons: 1
Coding region: 315-713 (132 amino acids)
Source: RefSeq, a predicted model, not a curated record